Messenger RNA from Pungitius pungitius (ninespine stickleback), 3373 nucleotides. RefSeq lists its product as uncharacterized. The transcript has 2 exons. Bases 1523 to 2773 code for a protein of 416 amino acids. The record is from RefSeq and is a predicted model, not a curated record. NCBI's taxonomy places the organism in Eukaryota, Metazoa, Chordata, Actinopteri, Perciformes, Gasterosteidae.
UUAAUAACUAUUUGAGCUGUGUUCACAACAUAGCAUGAUAAACAACUAAAAUGUUGGCCAGAGCGAAAAGAACGUGGAUAAUACCGGAAUAAAUAAAAAUCAAUAUAUAUUUAUUAAAAACGAGAGCACGUACAAAUACGCACGCACGCGCGCCCUAAAUUGCCAUGGCAACCGAACGAUGACCCGACCGAGGGUAUUUAAGGUCAGCGGACUUUCUGAACGUUCCUUUUGCACUUUGACUUGAACACGAACUUUAAACCUCUUGUGAAAGCAAACUGCUGAGAACGAAAUCUUUGAGUUUUGGACUGCUGGACGGAAUCUACUGGAUACGAAUAUUGUUGGAGAAGUGAACGACUACAUAACAUCUUUUGUGGAGCACAGACGAGGCUGAAACAGGCCCUCAGGAGCGGCGGAGCAUCGAGGACGACCACCUGCUGAAGGAAGUUGGCUGUGAUCCGAACCUUCGGUGUUCAAGUAAGACAACGUUUUGAUCCUCUUACAUCCUUAGAAGGGUCCCCAGGUUAUACAUGACUAAGACACAUUGAGUUUAAAGGUGAAGGAAAUAAGAUUUGAUGGACAAAGACACUCAGUCGAGGAUUUCUCCGUGUAAAAUGAUUAUUGGAGGGGCGGGAUGUGUUACAUCUCGCGGGACAUCUCUGGGGUGUGUCAACAAUUAGUGUAGAUGUUUUAAAACACUGUUAUUUUGGUUUGAGGGUAACAAAUCGUCGAAGAUUAACAUUGGAAUUUGUGAAAAAAGAUGGCGCUGAGAACGCCAUGGAACGCUGAAAUAAAUGUUUUUAUUUGGAAACCACCGGGUCCAUAGAGACGGUUGAGGUGUGACGUCACAACGUGAAGGUGUAGUCACGGUGGUUGAAACUUACUUAUGAAUGUAUUAUUACAUGCUCCAUACACUAUUUCUCUUGAUAUUUAACAUCGAAAUGCACUCUGCUCGUGGUUGAUGCAUUUCAUAAGAGUGACAAGAGCGAUUUGUUAAGUAACCGUAUAGGACUGCAUGUGCGCGUGCUGCACAUCCCCCUUGCGCUGCGAUGUACCACUCAUAGAAUAAAGAGGUGAUCAAUUGAAGAAGGACUGGUAUCAGGAAAACGCCCGAUACCAGUUCUAUAUUUUACACUAUAUUUCACACUAGUCUGAAUGUUAGAUGUACUCUGUGUAGACUGUGAUAAAGCUUCCUGACUGAUUCUUAAUGUACACACAUAUUCAUAUUUAGAAUAAACAACUGAUAGACUCUAUCUUCUUUCAUAUUUACACCGCCAAAUCUUUCAUUUUCUCAUGAAUUAUGAAAAGAAAAUGGUGUUGCAAUAUCAGACCUGGUCAGGGGUCAAUUUAAUAAUAUGACUGUCCGUGGGUUUGAUACCAGCAGCAUGUGUAAGGCCUCCUUCAGUUUUCAACACUGAACCAAAUGCAAACAGUUUUAUUAUCCUGCGUUUUCUUUUGUUAGUGUAUUAUUUAUUGCAUGACAUCUACUUUGAAUCCACUUUUAAUGCAAUAUGUGAUGUGAGAAAUGACCACGAUGUGCAUCGGUGAUCUGAGGGUUGUGUUGUUGUUUAUUUACCCUCAGAUGGCCCGACGGUGCAGCUACACCAGCGUCCAGAUCCCGGACCCUAACCGGCCCGGGAUCCUGCGGACCAUCCUCAGGAUCAGAGGACCGGCCUCCCUGAUCGGCACCUCACCUGGGCCAUCUCCUCCCUCUUCUGCUACCUUCUCCUUUCCCUCUUCUUCAAGCUCCUCCUCUAAUUCUUCUGGCUCCUCUUCUAGUUCUUCUAGCUCCUCCUCUAGUUCUUCUUCUCGCUCCUCCUCUAGUUCUUCUGGCUCCUCUUCUAGUUCUUCUAGCUCCUCCUCUAAUUCUUCUGGCUCCUCUUCUAGUUCUUCUAGCUCCUCCCCUAGUUCUUCUUCAAGCUCCUCCUCUAAUUCUUCGGGCUCCUCUUCUAGUUCUUCUAGCUCCUCCUCUAAUUCUUCUGGCUCCUCUUCUAGUUCUUCUAGCUCCCCAUCUAGUUCUUCUUCUCGCUCCUCCUCUAAAUCUUUCCGUAGCAUCCCCUCAAUUUCCACCCAUGGACAAGGUAAGUCUUUAAAGGUAAGUCCCCAUGAACCAUUAUCUAAAAGGAGCUGUGCUAGAGUGGUGUGCGUAUACCAGUUAAACAGCCGGUGGUUUAAAAGAGCCACUGGUACUCCAGACAUUCAACCUUUGCCUAAGCCUCCUCAGGGACCCGGGGAACCAUCGCAGGUAAGUCCCCCUAAGCCUCGUCAGGGACCCGGGGAACCAUCGCAGGUAAGUCCCCCUAAGCCUCCUCAGGGACCUGGGGAAGCAUCGCAGGUAAGUCCCCCUAAGCCUCCUCAGGGACCCGGGGAACCAUCGCAGGUAAGUCCCCCUAAGCCUCGUCAGGGACCCGGGGAACCAUCGCAGGUAAGUCCCCCUAAGCCUCCUCAGGGACCUCGGGAAGCAUCGCAGGUAAGUCCCCCUAAGCCUCCUCAGGGACCUGGGGAAGCAUCGCAGGUAAGUCCCCCUAAGCCUCCUCAGGGACCUGGGGAAGCAUCGCAGGUAAGUCCUGGUGAGUAUCGGCCGUUAUGGGACCAGCCUGAGCCAGAUUGGGUGGUAGAUAUGAGGGUUUAUCUAGAGUGGAGAGACCAGUUUGACAGCUGGUGGUGCAAUAGACGCACUGAUGCUCCAGGUAAUAUUAGGAACCAUAAUCCAAAUAAGAAUGUUUAUUCGUUUGAAAAGAAUUUAUCUGAGUUUGAAAUUACUUACAUGGAGUAAAAUGAUUUACAUGUUUACAUUCAUUUUUAAGUUUCAUCAUGCUGUAUUUUUUGUAUUAAGUUGUAUUUAUUUGUAUGUUUUUAUUUGAUAGUAUUUCAGUAAUAAUACACUUUCAAUCCUGGAAGACAGCUCCAGAAACCUGUUCAACCUCCAGCUUGGUCCAGAUCCAGGCCUGACACCUCCAUCCUUCAGUCUUCAAGAAGUCUGCAGUCUUCCUGAACCGCCAUCUCUGGUCCGUGCCGUUGACCUGAAACUCACCUCCACUUGGCUUAACAUCUACAAUCUUCCGCUCCUGGCCUGAGCCUUCACCCGACACCUCCAUCCUUCAGUCUUCAAGCAGUCUGCAGUCUUCCUGGACCGCCAUCUCUGGUCCGUGCCGUUGACCUGAAAGCCACCGCCAAGAAAUGGUCCCUUCUACGACCGUCGGUCAACCUGCUGGACUUCGCCUCACCACACUUCGGGCCCCCUGACACGCCCGUAUCUCUUGUGGGUCAAGGAUUCUGUGAAGGGCCCACUCCUGGAACCAGAAAGUCGUGGACUACUGGUGUUUCUCCGUUUUGUGGUUUUUGUCAUCUGACUCAACAAAAUAAACCUUUUUGU